GAAAUCCAAUAUGGCGAAGCCAGUACUAUAUACCUACUAUCGGAGUUCCUGCUCAUGGAGAGUGAGAAUUGCACUGGCCUGGAAAGGUAUCGAGUACGAGUCCAGAUUUGUAAACUUGGGGAAGGAUGGAGGACAGCAGAAUAAAGACGAGUACGCCGCCAUCAACCCGAUGAAACAAGUUCCAGCGCUAGUGAUGAACGGCAGUACGAUGACACAAUCUGUAGCGAUGCUGGAAUACUUGGAAGAGGUCCAUCCAGAAAAGCUCAUCCUACCCAAAGACCCCCUGGACAGAGUCAAAGUGCGAGAACUCGUGUCAGUCAUCAGUGGAGGGAUCCAGCCCCUGCAGAAUAGCAGUGUGCUGCAGAAAAUUGGGGACGAGGGUAAAAUGGAAUGGGGAAAGUUCUGGUUAGACAAGGGGUUCCAAGCUCUAGAACAGACUCUGAAGCGUACUGCUGGAAAGUAUUGUGUCGGAGAUACUGUGACAAUGGCUGAUGUAUGUCUGGUCCCUCAAGUCUUCAACGCAAACAGAUUCAAGGUGGAAAUGGAACAGUUCCCUGUAAUCGCUCGUCUAAAUGGUGAACUCCUCAAACUGGACGCCUUCCGAGAAUCUCAUCCGUUCAAAAUGGACGACUGCCCUGAAAAUCUUCGCAGUUGAAGAGAGUUCACCAAGACGUGAACCAAUAAGCAUUGUACGAGGAAAAAGAAUCGAACAUGUAACAAAUCCGGAUUUUUUUCAGUGAGUACGAUAGUUUGUAUUUAUUUUGCCUAUCAACGAAAUUUGCGUGUUUCUAGUUCUUUUUAUAAGGACGGAAGAGUAAGCUUUUCAUUCGACAACAGAGUGGCGUUUAAUUCAAGGCAACGUGAUAUCUCUUUUAUAUUCGCGUUUAUAAAAUGAUGAUUUCCUCUGAGAUGUACAGUAUUGUUUUAUCCUUAUUAGAUAAGCGUCCAAUCACUACAAAUAUAUCCUAUAAGCACUUUAAUGCUCUAAUAAAGAGACCUAUUCCUAAC
Messenger RNA from Mizuhopecten yessoensis (Yesso scallop), 1008 nucleotides. RefSeq names its product maleylacetoacetate isomerase-like. Gene Ontology annotation, cellular component: cytoplasm; mitochondrion. NCBI's taxonomy places the organism in Eukaryota, Metazoa, Mollusca, Bivalvia, Pectinida, Pectinidae. The transcript is spliced from 8 exons. Gene Ontology annotation, biological process: L-phenylalanine catabolic process; glutathione metabolic process. Bases 11 to 655 code for a protein of 214 amino acids. Gene Ontology annotation, molecular function: glutathione transferase activity; maleylacetoacetate isomerase activity. The record is from RefSeq and is a predicted model, not a curated record.